UGUCUGCAGGGGGACAGAGGAAGAGGUAAGAGUAUUUACAUGGGUCUGUCAGAGACUUGAGUGAAGACUCAAAUGGAUCACAUUGGAUUUUACCCACCGGAACUUGGCACACAUUCCCUCAAGGAGAAAGGGAGAGAAUCAGCCUGCUGAGGGAACAUUGUGUCCAUGAACCUGGAGGUUAUUGUGCUACUGGAAGCCACUGUGCCCCUUGGUGGAAAGGGUCAGGAAGAGGUGGCUGGAUAGAGGGUGAGGUUUACUCUGUGGCCUGGAAGCGGAAGACUGGAAGAUUUUGGAGGGCCUUGGGCGCAGCAAGCAUGGCAGGAUCAAGUGCCUCUGAGGUCAUCUUUAUCUCUGUCAAUCACAACAUCACUUUGAUGGGGAAGGUGUGGCUCAUUGUGAUGAUCUUCCUCCGUCUCCUGAUCCUCCUCCUUGCUGGUUAUCCUCUCUACCAAGACGAGCAGGAGCGAUUUGUGUGUAACACCAUUCAGCCUGGCUGCGCCAACGUGUGCUAUGAUCUAUUUUCUCCCAUCUCUCUAUUCCGCUUCUGGCUGGUGCAACUUGUCACCUUGUGUCUCCCCUCCAUCAUCUUUAUCAUCUACGUGGUCCAUAAGGUCUCGAAUGGCCUCAGUGUGGACCUGAACUCAUCGGGUCACCCCAAAGCCUUGCCGCUAUUCAAGAUCCACCAGGAGCCGUUCAGCAAGACAUCUGUAAACAAGAUGCCUCUGGUGGCUGAGCGAGGGUGGGCACGGUUCUUCACAGGAGCCUACAUCCUCCAUCUAAUGUUCAGAACAUUGCUGGAGGCAGGGUUUGGGGCAGCUCACUACUAUCUGUUUGGUUUCUACAUCCCCAGGAGGUUCCUGUGCCAGCAUCCGCCGUGCACUACCCAGGUGGACUGCUACAUCUCCAGGCCCACUGAGAAGACAGUGAUGCUCAACUUCAUGCUCGGUGUGGCUGCUCUGUCCCUUUUCCUGAACGUGUUGGAUUUCAUCUGCGCCAUCAAGCGCUCUGUGCAGCAUAAAAGUAAGAGGAAGAUGAUGGUGGAGAAGGUAUAUGAGGAAGAGCAGUGUUUCCUUUCAGCUAGAGGAGCCUCCACAGGAAUAGACCCAAACGCCUCCCUGGCCCAGCAGGAUUUAGAGGCAGAGGCUGGUCACAAGGGGAGUUUCAGGAAGAGGCAAGGCAGCAAGGGCUCUUGUGGAGGGGGAGUGCUUGCUUUACGUCAGGAACCCCCCUGUUUGGAGCGCUCCUCUCUUCCACGCUCUCCAGGACCUUCAGGCUGCAACACUAACGGGAACAAUGGCUACUCUUUCUCCCAAGAGGAGGCUCCAGAAAGGAAUGGCAGCGAGGUGGCUCUCUGCCCCCCAGAGCCGAUGGGAACACCAAGAUCCAUCCGUGUUAGCAAACGCAGUCGACUCAAACCGCCGCCUCCGCCCAGACGGGACCUUGGUUCAUCCCCUAGUGAGCCAGCAGUGCCUUUCGGGAGUGUUUCAACAGCGACAGCAAUUUGUUCCAGAAAGGUGGGUCAGUAUACGCUGGUUGAGCUGGGUAGCGGCGCAGAGCCACAGCCCAAUGAUGACGGGCAAGAUAAAAGAUCAGAGUGGGUGUGAUGGUUGGACUGAUUUAUUUCUAGGUUAUUCCGCAACACAGGAUGGGACAAAUAAGUGUGGGAGCAAUAUGAGAAACUGACAUGGAGAUGACCCAAGGCUCACUAAGUGGCAGCAACUGUUGGAGCUGACACACUGCCAUGCUCACUACCUCAUUUCAAAAUGCAGACUGCACUGCCACUUGAGGAGAAUCCAAAGCGGCAACACAUUCACCAGACACCUUACUCUCAUGAGGCGUAAUCAUAUUUGCUGUGAUGUUAUCACGCCAUCAGAUCACAUUGCCUUUGAGGAGCGGUAACAGAGUGAUGCAGAGCGACAAGAAUUCAAGUCCUGAACAGCAACUCUUCAUAACAAAACAAGUCAAGAAUGACGGGACACUCGAGCCUUACGCGUCCUUGACCAAACCUCAACCUUGAGAAAAUCUAAAAGAGUGCAUCCCACCUGUUUCUCCCCUUGUUGGCUUUUCCCCCGACUCCCCGGAUACACUGUCCAUAAACAAAGACAGGCCUUGACCUGCCUCAAAUAUACAACCCCACCCUCUGCCACAGUCACUCUAUAUGACACUGCUGUCUCUUUUGUGUUUGGGUCACAGAGGUCAGGGGACAAGGGUAGCCUCUAGGCCUUGUGCUCAGGUGUUCGGCUGACCUUUUGGAAUACGAGUGUCAGGCCAAAAUGAAAGGCAAUAAUCUGGCUAAGGUGGCGUUAUCGAGCUCAUAGGAUGGAAUAGGACUCCUCUGUCAGAAGUGAAGGACACUAUGAAGGCCCCGAAAGCCGACAUAGGCUCACAAGGCAAUUACGUUCCCCCAUAGGGGCUCUGUAUUUAUGGAGACGGCUUGUCACUCUAUUUCAGGGUCUCGCGGAGCUUAGGAGGAAUACAAGCGUUAACAUACACUGUCACUAGAAAUAGAGCACAGCGGAGCUCUGCAAAGGAGCAGUGCUGCCUGUUGCCCUUCAGGAUAAAUGCUCUCUGCUCGCUGUGGCUUCAGUUUCACUUUGAUCAAAGCUCAGAUUAAUGCGGGUCAGACACACUGUGACACGUGUCAAUCACAGACAGUAUACAUAAUGGCUGCUGUAGUGUUUAAUCAACUUGUUCCUUUCCAGUUUUUUAGUGUCAGUACUGUAUUUUUGAAAUCUCUGAGAACACAUCUGGGUCUCUUUACACAGGUGGUUGUGAGGAGACUCUCACAGGAAAUCAUCACAGUUGCACCUGCUGCCCUCUAGCUGAGGGGCCGCUCUCUGUGUAAACGG
Epinephelus lanceolatus (giant grouper) is the source of this 2849-nucleotide messenger RNA. RefSeq names its product gap junction protein delta 4 (gene gjd4). Gene Ontology annotation, cellular component: connexin complex. Gene Ontology annotation, molecular function: gap junction channel activity. Lineage: Eukaryota; Metazoa; Chordata; Actinopteri; Perciformes; Serranidae. The record is from RefSeq and is a predicted model, not a curated record. Gene Ontology annotation, biological process: cell-cell signaling.